Molecule: messenger RNA, 291 nt
Organism: Entrophospora candida
Lineage: Eukaryota; Fungi; Glomeromycota; Glomeromycetes; Entrophosporales; Entrophosporaceae
Source: the annotation of a GenBank genome assembly
AUGUUGGUUUUAAUUGCUGAUCCUGAUGGAGUUGAAAUGUCGGGAAAUUUCCAUAAUCUAGCAUUUAUACCUUCAUUUUUUAAAAACUCUAAUAGUUUAGUUGAUUAUGAUAUAAUUGUUGAAGAUGAUGAUGAUGAUGAUGCUAGUGCAGUUGCUAUUGAUAAUGAUUUUAUUGCAGUUGUAUUAUUAUUAGAUGCAGAUGCAGAUGUUGAUGUUGAGGAAGUAGAAGAAAUAAUUCCUGAUUGUUGUUGUCGCUGGAUUGGUUUUGUAAUUGAUUGUAAUGAUGAUUGA